Xiphophorus hellerii (green swordtail) is the source of this 2799-nucleotide messenger RNA. It is a transcript of the gene lurap1l, whose product is annotated as leucine rich adaptor protein 1 like. The record is from RefSeq and is a predicted model, not a curated record. The transcript has 2 exons. The coding region runs from base 1188 to 1805 and encodes 205 amino acids. Lineage: Eukaryota; Metazoa; Chordata; Actinopteri; Cyprinodontiformes; Poeciliidae. Gene Ontology annotation, biological process: positive regulation of canonical NF-kappaB signal transduction.
UUCUAUUCAGGUGUGGUGCAGCAGAGGCACAUCUAAAAGUUGCAGGACUGCGGCCCUCGAGGACUGGAGUUUGAGACCCCUGCUCUAACAGGUGGUCGUUAGCCUCACAAGCUAAAACCAAGUACCAUGCCAACUGUCUUCAUCCACAAAGAACCUAAACCCCACUGCCAGCUAGUGAGCGAAAGACGCUGGGAGAGCCAGGAAACGCUGGAAGCUCUUUUCAAUGAUAACGGAGCCAUUGCUUCGUGAUGUUACAUGAUGUGAAACCAGGGCCCCAACACCUGACCGAAGAUCAAACCCUAAACAGCUGUUACCUCAUCGGACACAAAGCUACUUACAUACCGGAUCAUACAGUCCGACCAGAGCUACGUGUCAGUCAUCGUUUCAUUUAUGAAGCUGAAGGUGACAAGAGCAGCACAAACACCAGCUUCACCCGUCAACUCUUUCCUCUUGGUCCUCCUCAACUUCAUCACCUCUUGUGAUUUCUUCAUUCCCAUCGAUUUCAACGAGCUCUGAUUCAAACUGAAAAGGCUUAACAACCUUACUCAUUGUUUAUUUGACUGGACUGAGGUGACAGAAUCGGACCAAGCACCAAUGCAUUGCAGUGUAAACAACAUGGUGACAUCCUUGCUACAAUAUAUUAUUAAAACUGAUAAACUGUUUUUGGAGAAUGCGAGCAUUGCAACAUAAUUCAGCUACAAAUUGAGUAUAAUUAUUUUGGAUUUUAAACUUUUUGACCAAAGGUAGAUAGAGCCAUUAAUAUAUGGAAAUAGGCCUUUAUUUAAUGUCACAAGGAGGCCACGCACUAUUUGCAUAUUUUUUUAUUUAUUUACUCAUUCUGUUUCAAGGUAGAGAGAGAGGUACACGAAAACACGGACUCCUAAGUUCACAUUGUUCAUAAAGCGUGUUCUCUCCACCCAAGGGAGCGAGGUGUAAGCGGCAGCACUUACCUGGCGGGUGUCUGGUUUCAGAGACAGCCCUUCUUGUAAUGGGAGUGUCCUCAGAGAGCAUGCUGGUGUUAAACUGUCCUCCUACUGGUUACAGGCUUCAAUGGGAGGUCUGCUGGUGUGGCUGCGGAUCACAUACGAGUUGUAUUUGACUUCCUUAACAGCCAUAGCGCCUCAGUUUAACUUUCCCUAGAGCCGCACCGUGAGAGCACUUACUGCGGCUUUUCUGGGAGAGUGACGAUGGACGAGGAGCGCAGCGGCUCUCCGGACCUGACGGACAUAGAGACCAAGUUGGGUCGAAAAGUUCCGGACGGUCUCGUUCGGUCUCUCGCGGGAGGGAGACGCAGCGACAGGCACGAGCAUGACAAGUCAGCUGCGCCUCACUUAGCCAACUGCAAAUUCUGCGCAAAUUCAACGGACCUGAAGAGGCUGCAGGAUAAAAUGCUGUUCUUGAGACAGGAGAUGGCAAACCUGCGAGCCAUCGACGUGAAGCUCAUGCAGCAGCUCAUGUCGAUCAACGACGGCAUCGAGUCCAUCCGCUGGAUGAUGGAGGACAAGGGGGACGCAACGAGCCAGGACGGCAGCCUGACGGGCAGCUUGUACAGCCUAUCGGACAGCCAGGACGGUUCCUCCCUGCGGGGCAGCUUCAACAGCCUGAACGAUGGAAACGGCGACGGCCUGGACGGCCUGUCCGUUGGCAGCUACCUGGACACUCUGGCAGAGGACCUACCUGGAGACUCGUCCUCGCCCACGGACCUCGACCGUUUAAUGGAUAAAGCUGUAAUCUCUGGCGAAUCCUUCACCAAGUCGCCGCUGAAACUCAGGGUGGAAUCAGACGAAUACUACUGCUUUAGAUAAUGGUGAUAAGAUAGACAAAGACUACUGAGAUAUAUAGAAGAAGAAAAAAACCUCCUUUGUCCUUUUUUUAUUCACAUUUUUUUUCUCCCAGGUUUUUGAAGACGUGGGCACGUUUGGGAAUGUUCCAUUUUCCCUUGACACCAUUUUCCUGAAGUGGAUUAGCAAAACCUCAAGCAUUUAUUUAUUUAUUUUUUUAACAAAUGUCACAAGAUGCAAGAGAAAUCCUCUCUGUAGCAAUGACUGCUUAAUAUUUGUAUUACUUAAAAAAAAAAAAAACUCAGACGGUGCCGAGUUACGAUUUAUGAUUAUAUUUAUUGUUAAAUUACCCUGUAUGUCUGUGGUUUCCAUCUGAAAACAGGUUGAACAAAAGUUGCACUUGAGCUGAGCAGCAGAUUUUCCUCUCCUUCUAAGGAAAACGUCACUCUCUGAGAAAAACCAGCGGGUUAGGAUUUUGCAGCCGAUUGGAAAAUUGGACAUUUCACGCUGAGCGAUUCGAGUAGUUUAACUCUUUCAGGUGGCAAAGUUAUUAGUUUUGAACUUCAAAGCAAGUGCAAUUUUCCUCCAUGCCAAAUGCUGAGCGCCACAUACAGCACAUGUUUUCCAGUUUUAUUGCUUUAACUGACUGGAGUUAAUAAAGCUUUUGGCCUCCAGCGGGUAUCAGUGGUAGCUUCAGCAUGUAGUCUUAUUCAAAGCUUGACUGAAAACCAAAGAAAUUUCUCUCAGAGGUCAUUAACACCUGAGGCUAAACUGCAUUAUAGCACCAGAUGAGAGAUUUGUUAUCUGUAGGCAUGUGUGAAACGCAUGCUCGCUUUGAGGGCACAUUUUUGUUGUCUCGGCUUCUGAUGAGGUUCUUUGUUUGUAAAAUUGCUUUUGUUGAUUCGUCUCGACAUGUUUGUGUUUAAUGAUGUCUGCUUUUGAAGCCGGCAAAAACAAGCAUUUUAUUCAACGUUGCUAUCUUUGUUGAGAAAAUAAAAUAAUAUAUUGUGUUUUUGUU